Messenger RNA from Nymphaea colorata (pocket water lily), 1534 nucleotides. RefSeq lists its product as uncharacterized. The record is from RefSeq and is a predicted model, not a curated record. The transcript has 8 exons. Lineage: Eukaryota; Viridiplantae; Streptophyta; Magnoliopsida; Nymphaeales; Nymphaeaceae. The coding region runs from base 209 to 1207 and encodes 332 amino acids.
CUACGGCCCUUUACUUGCACGACUCAGUUUUGGUUAUGCCCCUUUACUUGCACGACUCAGUUUUGGUCUCGUUAGAAUCCGAGAAGAUUAGGCGCAUUCGAACUCGCUCCCACCACGCACCUCAUUGGCAGGAAUAUUCCCCCGGAGAGUCCAAAAAAAGAGCUAUAAAUUGAAAAGGGUGCACGCUAAUUCCAGCUUUCGUAUAUUGAUGGAUAAUUCGCAAGUGGAAGAUGCAUUUAGGGUGAUUGAUGCCUCCAUAGCCGAAAUCAAAUGGAAGCUCAGGCCUUCAUCCAAGAAUCGAUUAGUUUUCGAUAUACUGGCACUAAUUACAGGUCUUAGGCCGGCAGUAAUGGUGGAUUAUGGUGGUCAUGGAUCUGAACUGCAAGCACACCUUUGCAUUUUACUAGAUUUGAUUAAAAAGCAAUCAUCAUUGUUUGAGCUUUUAAGAGUCAUGAUAAUUGAGGAUAUGAUCUACCUAAUACAUAUCAGAGGACUGGCGGAACAUGCUUUGGCAAGCCUCUGCUUGAAAAGGGAGAUACUAUUUGUAGACAUUGAUAAAGACCCUCCAAAGAUGCUUUUACAGAAAGAUGGACAGGUAGUAUCAGCGCAGCUUGAAUCAAUUCAGAAAAUGCUCUUCUCACUACUUUGUGUUCAUAAACUGAACAAAGACCUACUGGCAGAUAUCCCACCCUUUCUAGGGAUUGGACCCCCAGAAAAGGUGUUGGUUGAGCAAUCUGGUUAUCAGAAAGAUCCUGCUAAUGAAUUCUCUGGGCCUAUUGACCUUAGCAGCUUGAUGCAGGAUAGUCAGGUCACUCUGCCCACUCUGAAUGGAUACAUGACCAAACUUAUAUUUGCUGCUUGGAGCAAUGCAUUACUUGAGUGUUGCAUCAGCAGAUGGCUUCUUGGUUAUCCAGUUGCUUAUUUGUUCACUAAAGAUCAUGUUGCUGAUGCAAUAUCAAACCUGUCUUCCAAGCCUCUUCACCUUUACAUGAUUUUGGUUUGCAGAAAUGUGGUAUCCAAGAAGGACAAUUUUCAAGAACUAAUGAGUUUUACGGUGCCUUGUGAAUUGAGCAUGCGGGGAGAUGAUGAGCAAUGGGCUAAAGCAUUUAUGGUGGACAUGUCGUCAAAACUUGAGAGAUGUAAACAAGUUUGGAGGCAUUUGAAGUUAGAAGUUCGUGAAUGCUACCCUCAGUCUAUUGUGUUAUAGCAACAAAAUUUCACGUUCAUGCCUUGCGACUCUCCCAAACUCUUGUGUCACAGGUGAAUUCUUUGCAGCAGGUAGGGCCUUUUGUUAGUUCCAUAUCAUGCAGGAAUGAAGGCAUGGGGUUCGGCAUCAACAAAUGUUUAGUGCAAUACAUGGGUUUACCCGUUGCACGAACUGGAUUCAUCUUACUUUAGGGGUUGUAUAAAUCAUAAACGGCCCCUGAGAGAUGAACUAGAUGCAUUCUUUUUACCCAGAUUAGUUUUUAUUUUUGUAAGAUUCUGAAUGCUCAAAUGAAUGAAAAUAUGAACUAUGCUGUCACUGUGAUGAUAA